AUGCCUCAAAACUCUAUUCCACAAAAUUUUAUGUCUUUAAGCUCUAUGCUUCAAAAUUCGAUUAAUCUACCUUUAAGCCCAUCACAUACAACGUCACGAAAAUAUCGACCCCUUCAUUCCAAUACCCCACCAUCCACUGGAAUCUCAUGUGACAACAACUUGAGCUCUACACAUUGUUGGAAGAGACAAAUUCUGCAUAGCCCAAGUAUGCAAGAUAUACUCCCAUUUUUUGUUAUCACAGCUACGGCUAGACUUCUCUGCAUAAUGAAGCUUUUCGCAUCACCCGUUGUAGGCAUUGUGAGUCUGUAUCUUACAUUACCAACCACGGUGGUAAAAAAAACCAUGGUCUGUGAUGCAAGUAUGGUGAAUAUGCUUGGUAAUGAGGAAAUUCUUGGUGGUGGUGAAAUACGUAGGAGGGUUUUGUCACUGAAUUCCCAACAGGACAUCAGAGCCCAAAAGGCUUUGAAGAGGACGUUAAAAGAGGCUUUUAUCUUCGAUAACACUUACCAAGCUGAUCUUAUGGAACAGCUGAAUAAGAAGGGGAAGGCUAAGGAACCAUCGCAGCAAUCACAACCACAACCGCAAAUAGAAAAGAUCAAGGAAGAUGAUGGGCUUUAUAUCGAAGGAAUGACCAGUUCAGUGGGUGCACAUGUCAAAAAAUCAGCAUUAUCAUUGUACAACAAUUACUAUGAAGAUAAUAAUGCAAAGCCAACUAUAACACUUGGUCUUAAUAGCAUCCUUGAUUUGUCAUACGAUUUUCCUGAUUCCCAGUCUAUUCUAUUUGCAUCCAACCAAUGGCACGAUCUCAGGCGCAUGCUUAAAUUAAACAAGGAUACCAAGCAAGUCGUCAUUAGCACGAAAUUACAAUUAAUGUUGGAUAAAGCGGAAAUUAUGGCCAAGACUGAUCUUUCAUCGGCUAGUGAUUUCGUUUUUAAGAAUCUUUACAAGUAUAAGGCUAGACUAUCUCAAGAUGAAGCUUAUGUACUAUUGCAUUUAGUAAAAUUCUGGGGGCCACUUAUGGAGAAGCUAAUUCAAAAGACUGGUUUAAGGCUCAAAUGGGGUGAAAGCUCAUGCUCUUUUAUCCCCAGCCGUUUGCGUGCCGACGUCAGGAUAAUUUAUGAUAAGCAAGAAGGAAAUAUGAAUAAGGAAUAUGACAUGAUGGAUAUUGAAGCUAGCCGAAUCUCACCAAGCAGACAGAAGUUUGAUUUCGAUCAUACCAAGUUGCUUGUUAAAACGAAGGAUAUAAUUGACUCGCUUGAAGAUAAUGUUGAUAAGGAAUUAUGUUGCAUCCAAUUCUGUGGAUUGGAAAAAGUGUAGAGUGUCGUGUCCCAAAAAGUUCCCAGUGAUAACUGCUUUGGAAUUGUACAAAUACAGUCCGAAACAUCAAUUUAACACAUUAUAUGUAAACAACCUAGUUGGCCACCUAUCAAUACCUCCUGCGGUCAUUAAUUUUCAGUUCAUACGAUCUCUUUGUACCACACUUAUCGAAACUCGUAACGAUUGGAUCAAGCUUCAAAAACACACCAUCAUUAUUAAAAAUAGUCCUAAAGCUGCCUAUCCUGGCCUAAGUAAUGAAAAGCAGCAAGAUACUAUUCUUUUAAAAAGCCCAUCAUGGUAUCCUCCCCAGUGAUAGCUGCUUUGGAAAACGGUAAAAUUUGAAAAAAGUGAAAAGUGUCGUGUACGUUCCCGACCCAAUCAGAAGGCAUUUUAGUCAAGC
Molecule: messenger RNA, 1717 nt
Organism: Mucor mucedo
Lineage: Eukaryota; Fungi; Mucoromycota; Mucoromycetes; Mucorales; Mucoraceae
Exons: 8
Coding region: 1-1317 (438 amino acids)
Source: RefSeq, a predicted model, not a curated record